AUGGAGGCGAUCAAAAAUGGAUUGCACAGGGGAAGAGGUAUAUUUUCAAUUUUACAUAAAAGAACUUUAUGCGAACUAUUUAAUUAUUACGUGCAGCUGAAGAAAGCGAACGUUUUUCAACUUAAUAUUUUAAUUCCACUAAUAAAAAUGCUGGACAUUUAUAAAAAGACCAGCCACGAACUUAGUCCAGAUGAAUUUUGCAUUAUUUUGUUCACCGGAGAAGAACCGACUAAAAAGUGUCAAAUUAAAUAUAAUAUGGUUAAGAAAUAUUGCAGUCAUCCAGAUGAAUUUAAGAAUCUACCAACUUCGAUUCAAAAUAUUAUAAUCGAUUUGUUUAUGAAUAUUAUUCGUUACGAAAAUUUCUUAGAGGGUGUGAGCAAAAAUUUUUUGGAAAAACGACAUCGUUACCAUUGUGACAAAUUACAUGAAGUUAUGGUGCUCAUAUACAUCCUCGCGUACAGAAUAUUUAAUUUAUUCUUCGAAGAAUCCAUUGAUUGUUUCGAUUACUUCAAAAUGAAGAAAAUGCUGUUCAUGGUUUCGUAUCUGCUUUACUCGGAAACAUCAAAUCUUUUCCAUAAACUCGGUUGCCUGGAAUUUGACGAAGAUUUUGUGGAGCGAACGCUGAUUUUGCCAUUUAUGGAAGCGACUUCGUGUUUAGAGAAACUUCGUGAAAACAUAAAAGAGACGAUUGAGAAACGAAAACAGCCAAAGAAAAUUACAAUUCCCGUCUUCAUGAAUGUUUUGAAUCAUCCAAAACGACGCACGGGAGUACCUCCGGCUACACCGGAACCGGUUGAAGUUAAACAGACUGCAGCUUCCAUAUUAAGAGAGUGUGCACGCGUGAUAUCCGACGAAGAAAAGGAGAUCAAAAAAUUGAAAGAGUUAUCAGAGGGAGGAUUUGAUCCGUCUUCCAUUGCGCGAUUCGAACAAGAGGAGCGUCAACGGAAGAGAGUCGAAGAAUCAUCGAAGAUACAAGAGAAACACUUGUUGGCGCUGAUUAGUCGCGAGGGUGCGUUUAUUGCGAAGCAAUCACUGCUGGACGAUAUUAAGCAACAUGCUGAAAGUGUGCGAAAAGAGAAACAGGAACUAAAUGAGAAGCUGGGGAAAUGGAGGGAAAAACAUGUGAAGGAAAUGGCAGAAAUCUUCGAACGGUGCCGUGAAAUCCAGCAAGCUUCCCGUGAUGCUUUGAACGCCAUGGUCGAUGAAAAACGGCAAAAAGCCGCAGAAGUUUCUCAAGAAUCACGUCAGUUGAGAGCACAGAUGAUCAAGCAAAAACAGAAAGAGGUUCAGAGGAAGAUCAAGUUGAUUCAAGAAAUUAAAGCCAUUCAGUCGUUGCGAUCGUUCGCUUGCAAAGUCUUCGAUCCCACAGAAUCCAGGGGCUUGGGUCUUCUUUGCGAAAUGUCGUACGCAGAGUUAAAAGAGAGGCUGUUCUGGAUGAAGAUGAAGCUCAACGAGGAGAUCGAGAAUCGCAAAGUUAUCGUUCACGAACAACGCGAAAAACAGAAAACUAUGAUUGAAGACACUCGUAAAGCACUCGAGGAUUAUAAAGUCAGCAAGCGACUCACCUCGUCGUCGAAGUCCCAGCGACCACCUGUGUCAAUGAUUACCUCUCCGGAAGUGAUCGCGUUACGAAGACAAUUGGAAGAACGUAAAGCCGCCAGGCUGCAAAAGGAAAUUGCAACUCGUUCGAAGUGAUCGGCUGCACGUGAUCUCAAUGACUUGCCGCUGAAUCUUACAUGCAACCGGUUACGAAAUAAUUGCAGCAACGUGUGAGACCGUUCGUUGAAACCCUCGUUACGCUUUUUCGCUGAUAACACUACAAUGCAGCUUUCACGUCUUGAGAAACGUCCGUCCAGCUGAAAGUGCAGAGGGGCAAGGAGAGUCGGCCGCACGCUCCACCUCGGUCUGUCCAGGAAAAAUAACAGCCGAACCUCCGUCCAGUGCGGUCAAACGCUCCUUUUCUGGACAAAAUCCAAUAACUUAACACUAAACGUACCGCAACCGGUCAAACGACCGGUUUUCAAAUUUUCUUAAAAAUUCUGCGUUUUCGUUCGUUCAUGUAACUUUAUAUGAAUUUCUAUAUUAUCCCAUUAAUCAGUUGUUGAAUUUUUGCCUUUCAUUUUGUUUCUUUCAUUAAGAAAAAUUUAUCGUCUAAUUUGUUUACCUUUAUUUUUCAUGUGACUUUCUGAUUAAACUUCAAUUUCUUUAAACUUUAAUUGAAAUGGUAAAUUUUGCACUGGGAAACCUGCAUCGAUAGAAACGUUGAUUUUUCUUUUUUGAUGAGGAUUUUUUAUGAAAUUUGUAUUUCUCAAGUGUUCGUCGAUCGCAAAUUAAUUUAAUUUAAUUGUCAUUUGCAACUUGGUUUGUCUAUAGAUUCACUGAAAUGGUGCGAAUUGAAUUUUUAAAUGUGUUUCUUGGAUUUAGUUGUGAAAUUAGGUAAAUCUUUGUAUUCAAAGUGGAAAGGUACUAUCCCAGAUUUUUAUUUUAAGACGUAAAUGAUGUAUUACUAUUUUAGGUUGGCUCGUUUUAUAGAUACAAGGUUUUCCGUGCACGAAUAAAUCGAUGAUUAUUUAAUAGAGAAUGUAUGAUGCAAGAGGGUUACAUCAUUUAUCACGUGUCUAUCUAUAAAAGUCGUUUUCAUUAAACAAAACGGAAUAUGUUUCAGUAGCUCGGCGAUUCAGCAACAUAGUAUUUCUAAAUAUUAAUUUUCUUAAUCAUGAUG
Molecule: messenger RNA, 2722 nt
Organism: Nomia melanderi (Alkali bee)
Lineage: Eukaryota; Metazoa; Arthropoda; Insecta; Hymenoptera; Halictidae
Source: RefSeq, a predicted model, not a curated record